CUAUCUUAAGCCGAGGUCCACGAAGUUCAAAAUCGUAGCCGACCUCCCAGACUUCAACAAGGGAGCUGGGGAUGACUAUUUCAUUACCUCGGGGAACUGGGAGUUUGCUCCAGGCAAGGACCUCCAUCUCUAUCCUCUUCUUCGAACAGUUUUUGUAGAGGGCAAUGGUAAAAGCCCUACGUUCAUACUUACUUGUUUCCAAAGUCUUCAAUACUUUAUCUACUUCUAACGUCUGUUUUUCUUGCAGCUCUUUCUCAGCCACCAAAGGGCUUCCAUCAGUCUUUCUGUCCCAGCAAAGACUUGAGGAAAAUUUUGGAUCUGCCAGUUCUCAAAUGGAAGGCCCCUCUUCUGCUUAAUUUCAUUCCAACGUAUAAGUCAGCUCUUCCCGACGUCCCUAAGAAGAAGAAGAAGAAGAAGUGUCUGUCUCCUCCUUCUGCUUCAACUCCUCAGACUACCUCCACAUCUCGGCAAGAUCAAGGAUCGACCUCUGAUCUAGUCGAGCAGCCGUCAACCUCGGCUCCUUAUCUGAUCCCAAUAUCCCAGUGCCAACGUCGGCGACGAACUGUUUUUCCUGUCAAGAUGGGCCGCCAGAAAGCAGUUGCCAAAGAUCUCUUGGCUAGCAUCCCAUCAACUACUGACGCUCCACCAGCGCAAUCUCAACCUCCACCAAAGCAAAAAAGAAUAAAAAAGGCUCAGCCAAAGGCAAAGGUGACUCAUAUUGAUACUGAGGACACUUUGUCAAUUUCCAAAUUGGCUGAGAGCGAGAAGACCGCCUCUGUCCCCGAGAAGAGGUCUGCUAAAAACACAUCCAUCCAAAUCCAUCAGAUCCAAAAGGCCGAGGUCAUCUUCUGCAACGACCUCGGGGUCUCAAAAGCAUGAUGCCCCCUGGGUCCUCAAAAUCACACUGGAGGAUAAACCAGUUAGGGCCAAUGAUAGUGCUGAAGAUAUUAACGUCGGCGUUGCCCUUAGUACCACUCUCCUCCUUCCUGGCGAUCUUGAUCGGAACGCCGAGCUGAGUGAAUAUGAAAACUAUACCCUGAUGCUCCAGCGCUCUAUCCAAGCCAUUCAGCAUGCUCAUUCCUUCUCAAUUCAAUCCCUUGAGAACCGGAAAGAACUGGCCGAUAAGAGGAAAGAAGUUGCCAGUCUGCAAAAGGCCAACAAAAGCUUACAAUCAAAAAUGAAGAAAUUGGAAGACCAGGCCGAGGCUGUCAUCAAAGCUAAGGACGAUACCGAUGAAAAAGCAGGUGCUGCUGAGGCCAUUAACAAGGUUCUUGAGGCUCAAAGGAAAGAGUCUGAGGAAAAGAUGGCCCAAGCCCAAAAAGAACUUCAGGAUGUCUUGGCCACGAAGGACGCCGAGCUCAAGGCAGCCGAUGAGAAAGGCUACAAUGAGGGUGUGGCCGAUGUCAUAGUGGACUAUGAAAAGCAAGUAAAGCAAGCAUACAACAAGGGUUUUACCCUUGGUUGGAUGGCACUGCUAAAAAAGCUUGAAGUCUCCGAGGACUCGCCCCUCAGGAACGCCGACGUCAUUCCUCUUCCAUUCCCUCCAACUCCAAGUAAAUCUAACGACGAAUCUGAGUCUGAGGAAGAGACCUUGGUGAGGAAACCAAAGGAGACUGCUGGGAUCAAGUCCCCUUCUUUGAAUGAGCAGGUCCUGGACUUGACUCAAGAUGAGGAGGGUGAUGAGGUGCCCAAGGAAGCUACCCCUGAGCGGGCAUCAUUGGGCGUGCCUCUUGCCAACAAGAGCCUUGAUCAAACUCCUCAAGAAAUUGAUGCUGAGCUUGCGGCUGAGAAAGCAGCCGAGAUGUCCUCCCAACAGUCUUCCGAGGUCCAGACCCAACUUGCCAAGGAGCCUGAAGAAUCUUAAUUUUGGUGUCUUUUUCCUUUGUUUUUCGCCUUUUGUAUUUCAUUGUUUUUAAGACAAUGUAAACUCUUCGUAUGGCCGAUGUGCUUUCUUAUGAAUACAACUUCCUUUUUUCUUGA
Camellia sinensis is the source of this 1980-nucleotide messenger RNA. RefSeq lists its product as uncharacterized. NCBI's taxonomy places the organism in Eukaryota, Viridiplantae, Streptophyta, Magnoliopsida, Ericales, Theaceae. The record is from RefSeq and is a predicted model, not a curated record.